AUGGCGUUGCAAACACAGGACACAGGCGUCGUCGCUGCAAAACCCACAAUCUUACAUCUUGGUGACGACAUACGCUGGAAUCAUGAACUCUACGGCGAGUUGCAGGCCAAGUUCAAUAUCGUGCGGACGUAUUCGAUGAGCCGCGAGGAGUUUAAGCAGGCGCUGAGGGAGAAGCGGUGGGGGGAUUUUGUAGGGAUGUACCGACCGUUUUGGAAUACUGGGGGGGAAAUGGGGAAUUGGGAUGAGGAGUUGAUCUCCCUCCUCCCCGCCUCGUGCAAAAUCUACGCCUCCGCCGGCGCAGGCUUCGACUGGGUCGACACGCGCACCCUCGCCCUCCACGGCACCAUCUACUGCAACUCGGCCUCGGCCUGCACCGAAUCCGUCGCCGACGCCGCCAUCGUACUAAUCCUCUCCUGCUACCGCGCAAUCACGUGGUCCUUCCUCGCUGCGCGCUCCCUCUCCCCCGACCAAUUUCACGAUGCAAACCGCAACAUCGCCGCCGUAACACACAACCCCAAUCACAGCGUUCUCGGCAUCAUCGGACUGGGCCGCAUCGGCAUGCGGAUCGCGGAGAAGGCGACACGAGGGUUCGAAAUGCGGAUUGCGUACUACGAUGUUGUGAGGCAGGAUGCCGAGCGAGAAAAGAGUGUGGGAGCGACGUAUUGUGCGUCGCUGGAGGAGUUGCUGGGCAUGGCGGACUGCGUGGUGCUGGCUACGCCGUUUGAAGGCGAAGUACUACUUUCCACACCCCAGUUUAAUCAGUUUAAGAAAGGGGCGCACCUGGUGAAUAUUGCGAGGGGGAAGUUGGUGGAUGAGGAGGCGCUGAAUAGGGCGUUGGAUGAGGGGAGGGUGGGGGCCGCGGGACUCGAUGUCCAUGCGGAUGAGCCGCGGGUGAAUCAGAGGUUGGCGACAAGGAAUAAUGUUAUGGUGCUGAGUCAUACGGCAGGAGCCAGUGUGGAGAGUCAUAUUGGGUUUGAGCGGUUGGGUAUGGAGAAUCUGCUAGGGUGGUUGAGAGAGGGGGAGAAGGGAUGUGUUAGUGCGGUUAAUCUGCAGUGGUUGAAGAGGGAGUGA
Bipolaris oryzae ATCC 44560 is the source of this 1071-nucleotide messenger RNA. RefSeq lists its product as uncharacterized. Gene Ontology annotation, molecular function: hydroxypyruvate reductase [NAD(P)H] activity; glyoxylate reductase (NADPH) activity; NAD binding. The transcript has 2 exons. NCBI's taxonomy places the organism in Eukaryota, Fungi, Ascomycota, Dothideomycetes, Pleosporales, Pleosporaceae. Gene Ontology annotation, cellular component: cytosol. The record is from RefSeq and is a predicted model, not a curated record. The coding region runs from base 1 to 1071 and encodes 356 amino acids.